UGUUUGAAUGCGAACGAAAGACUCAAAAUGCUAUCUUCUCUAUCAUUAUACAUGUCAUUUUCGUAUCAAUCCGCUGGAGUGUUAUGAUAGAGUUAAAUCGUGCUCAAAAGAGGCUAAAAAUGGAUUCUGCGCGUCCAAUUACCAUUACAUGAUUGACAGGUGUCCAUGGAGCUGCCGGUUCUGCAGAAGAGCGAGAGGUGAUACUGACAAAUGUGAAGACAUCGACCAACGCUGUCCAGAAUGGGUGUCAAAGAAUGAAUGUGCGACGCGACCUGACUACAUGGCUCAGAACUGCAAGAAGAGCUGUGAAAUGUGUGGUCCAG
Messenger RNA from Stylophora pistillata, 323 nucleotides. RefSeq lists its product as uncharacterized. The record is from RefSeq and is a predicted model, not a curated record. NCBI's taxonomy places the organism in Eukaryota, Metazoa, Cnidaria, Anthozoa, Scleractinia, Pocilloporidae.